AUGGACCUGAUCUCGAAUUUUUCCAGAGACAUCUGGAUUUUUCUGGCUCUCAGUCUCCUGCUUCUGUAUCUCUAUGGGACAUACACACAUGGACAUUUUAAGAGGCUGGGUAUUCCUGGUCCAAAACCUCUGCCUUUUCUUGGGAAUCUUCUGUCCUAUCUCAAGGGCACAUGGAAGUUUGAUGCGGAGUGCUAUAAAAAGUAUGGGAAAAUUUGGGGAUUAUAUGAAGGUAGACAACCAGUUUUAUUUAUCACGGAUCCAGACAUGCUCAAAACAGUGCUUGUCAAAGAAUUUUACUCAGCUUUCACCAACCGCAAGCCGCUUCGUCCAGCGAUCUUGAUGAGAAAGUCACUUAUUGUAUCUCAGAAUGAACAAUGGAAGAGAAUACGGACAUUGCUCUCUCCCACUUUCUCCAGUGGAAAACUGAAGGAAAUGUUCCCCAUUAUUGAACAGUAUGCAGAUGUGUUGUUGAAAAACCUGAAGCGAGAAGCAGAGAAAGGUGUGCCAGUACCCAUGAAAGAAAAGCAAAAUACACAACUUAGGAAGAAGAAAUACAAUCCUAAUAAAGCUCUGUUUUCAUUCCUUAUCCCAGUGUUUGAGGUGUUCAAUAUAUCCGUGUUUGCAAAAGAGCCUAUACAAUUUUUUGAAAACUUUGUAAGAAGAAUAAGAGAAAAUCGCCAGGACAAUAACCAGAAGCACCGAGUGGAUAUUCUUCAGUUGAUGAUCAAUUCUCAGAAUUUCCAAGAAACGGAGUCCUAUAAAGCUCUUUCUGAUGGAGAGAUUGCAGCCCAUUCAAUUGUUUUUAUUUUUGCUGAUUAUGAGACCACUAGCAGUGCUCUUUCCUUCAUUAUGUGUGAAUUGGCCACUCACCUGGAUGUGCAGAAGAAACUGCAGCAGGAGAUUGAUGCAGCCUUGCCCAAUAAGGCACUCCCUACCUAUGAUGUUCUGGGAGAGAUGGAAUACCUGGACAUGGUGGUGAAUGAAACUCUCAGGUUAUACCCAAUUGUUAGCAGAACUCAGAGAGUCUGUAAAAAAGAUGUUGAAGUUAAUGGAGUGUUCAUUUCUAAAGGAACAGUUGUGAUGGUGCCAAUAUUUGUUCUUCACCAUGAUCCCAAAUACUGGCAAAACAGUGAGGAUUUUCGCCCUGAAAGCAGGUUCAGUAAGAAGAACAAGGAAAACCUUGAGUCUUAUGUAUACAUGCCCUUUGGGGCUGGACCCAGAAACUGCAUUGGCAUGAGGUUUGCACUUCUGAACAUAAAACUUGCUAUCACCAAAGUCCUGCAGAAUUUCUCCUUACAACCAUGUAAAGAAACAGAGAUCCCAUUAAAAUUGAGCAGAAAAAAUCUUCUGCAACCAGAAAAACCCAUUGUUCUGAAGGUUGUGUCAAGAAAUGGAAUCUGA
Messenger RNA from Chinchilla lanigera (long-tailed chinchilla), 1401 nucleotides. RefSeq names its product cytochrome P450 3A9-like. NCBI's taxonomy places the organism in Eukaryota, Metazoa, Chordata, Mammalia, Rodentia, Chinchillidae. Gene Ontology annotation, biological process: oxidative demethylation; steroid metabolic process. Gene Ontology annotation, molecular function: iron ion binding; oxidoreductase activity, acting on paired donors, with incorporation or reduction of molecular oxygen; heme binding. Bases 1 to 1401 code for a protein of 466 amino acids. The transcript has 14 exons. The record is from RefSeq and is a predicted model, not a curated record.